AUGGACGAUAUGAUGAUACCAGUUGUCGUCCCAACUGAGUUGCGCGAGGCAUAUCGAAAUAGGUUGGGCCGAGUUGCCCAAAAUGUGUUGGCAAUAGUUGAUUUCGAUAUGAAAUUUAUAUUUGUUUACACUGGAUGGGAGGGAUCCGCGCAUGAUGCACGUGUGUUCCACCAUGCUGCAAGUGAUCCAGAAGCCCAUUUUCCAUGGCCACCAGAGGGUCAGUAUUAUCUUGUGGAUUCAGCUUAUCCAUGCACUACGGGAUUGAUGCCCCCUAUCCAAGAGAACGUUAUCACCGGAGUGAUCGUCACAAUCAGAGGGGUUUUCAUGGUUAUUGAGCCUGCGGUUGGUGAUGGGGCAUCCUCAUCUACUCAUGUAGACUUGUCAAUUGAAGCCCAAAACAAUAUGGCUGCGAUUAGAGAUGAGAUUGCCAUUUCUAUGUGGGAAGCAAGGGGUGGCCAUUGA
This is a messenger RNA of Juglans microcarpa x Juglans regia, 462 nucleotides long. RefSeq lists its product as uncharacterized. The coding region runs from base 1 to 462 and encodes 153 amino acids. The transcript is spliced from 3 exons. Lineage: Eukaryota; Viridiplantae; Streptophyta; Magnoliopsida; Fagales; Juglandaceae. The record is from RefSeq and is a predicted model, not a curated record.